Messenger RNA from Gigantopelta aegis, 996 nucleotides. Its product is annotated as multiple epidermal growth factor-like domains protein 10. The record is from RefSeq and is a predicted model, not a curated record. NCBI's taxonomy places the organism in Eukaryota, Metazoa, Mollusca, Gastropoda, Neomphalida, Peltospiridae. The transcript is spliced from 7 exons. The coding region runs from base 1 to 996 and encodes 331 amino acids.
AUGUAUGUAACAGCAUCAAUAAACACGGUAGUCAUUCCUGAUGGUUUAUUCAUAGGGUGGACUUCUUUCAAAGGUGAAGUAUUGUUAUAUCCUGAAAUAAAUCUUAUUCAUUUUAUCUAUACAACAUUUCAACUAUACAAUAUACUUAAACACAUCUAUUGUCUAGGAGCUUGCACAGCAGGAACGUAUGGUUUGGACUGCAGCUACACCUGUCACUGUGGCACUGCCAACUGCGAUGACAUCACAGGAUGUUCUGGUAACUGCGAGGAAGAAUGGUCAGGACCAAAAUGCAAUAAAGGAAAUAUAGCUCUGAAGAAAACUGCCUACCAGAGUUCAUUCUAUAAUGGAUACACAUCGUACCGACCAGAUUUUGCGGUAGAUGGCGAUCUUACACAAGGAUGGUAUGCAGCAAAUUGCAUUUUAACUGGAUACAGCCAGUCAUACUCCUGGUGGGAAGUAGAUUUACAGAGAGACUACUACAUACAUAAUGUAGUUGUUCACUUCCGCACCGACUACACAGUUCGUAAAACUGGUGUACAGGUAUACAGUUCUCUGAGAGAAAACCAGAGUAACGCAGGACACUGGUGUGGAAACACAUCCUUCAGUAGCCCGGUUAUAACAACCUUGACCUGCGAUGACACCGCUAGAUACAUAACUCUCUACAGAAGUGCAGGUGACAGGGUAAUGGACUUCUGUGAAGUCGAAGUGUUUGUUUGUGAUGCUGGAACUUUCGGUGAAAACUGCAACAUGUUCUGUCACUGCCUGAAUGGACCGUGUGACUACGUAACUGGACAAUGUACUGGAGGAUGUAAACCAAACUGGACUGGUGAUACGUGUAAUGUGAAGACUGUUUCACAAGACAUUGCGUGGGAUCAUCAACGUGUGACAGCAUUGGACGAUGUGACAACGGAUGUACAGCAGGAUGGCUUCAAACAGAUUGCAAGACAAAAUGUUCCCAGGGUCUGUAUGGACAAGGAUGUAGCGGUUCCUGUGUAA